Messenger RNA from Gopherus flavomarginatus (Mexican gopher tortoise), 2095 nucleotides. RefSeq lists its product as uncharacterized. The record is from RefSeq and is a predicted model, not a curated record. The transcript has 2 exons. The coding region runs from base 405 to 1502 and encodes 365 amino acids. NCBI's taxonomy places the organism in Eukaryota, Metazoa, Chordata, Testudines, Testudinidae.
GGGGGUUACUUGCUGUGUGCUGAGCUUGUGUUUGUCAGUCUGUUUGGUUUGUUUGUUUGAAGGACCGUGUGCUGUAGCUGGCAGUUGGAGGUGGAGCUACUAAGAAGGUUUGAAAGCUAGAAGCCUCUGGUAAUUGGCUGAGCCUUAACCAGUGGGCGGGGCAUUCACUCAGGCCAGGGCUUUAUAUAGCUGCGCACAAGCGACCAGGGAGCUUAGCGACCAGGAGCUGCUAACAGGGAGUUUUGCAAGGGAGUUUGGAAGGGGAGUAGGAAGGGAGGGGGGGUCCCUUGUCGGUCUCAUCUGUGACCCAUUGGUCCCCUGAACCCAUAACCUGAGCCACAUCGAAAACCUUUCUGUUUACAGCAGAGGGGAAUUUGAGAGAGUUUGACAGAGGGAGGCUUACAAUGGUGAGGAGGACCCGCAACACCUGUGCCAGCACUGCUUCUGUCUCCUCCACCUGCGCCUGUAGCCAGACAGAGCACCAAAGCAUGGAUGCUUUUACCCAGAUUCUGGUGUGGGCUUGCAAAGACUGUAAUUUGCAAUUUCCACUUACCGAUAUCCAGGCUGGGGGUGGCAUCCAAUGUGAAAGGUGCCUACUGGUGGAAUCUCUCAGGCAGCAGGUGGGAGAGCUACAGGAGGAGGUGGCCAGGCUGAAGAACAUCCAUGUCCAUGAGCAAUUCCUGGACAGUAUCCAUGUGGAGACAGCUGAUGGUGCUGUCCCAGUUAACAGGACUACCGACACUCCAGUGGAGGAGGAGAUGCCUCAGGGUGUAUCUGACACACCAGUGGAGGAGGAGGCUCAGGGUGGACACAGCCAGCUGGUUACUUCUAGCAGCAGGCAGUGCUCCACCGCUGCUGCAAACCCUCCUGUUGUGGUAAAAGAUAACCAUUAUGCUCUUCUUGAUACAGGAGAGAAGAAAUCACCCCCAACAGUUAAGGGGGUGAAGCCUCGUACCCCUAAGGCUGGGAGGUCUGCUGCCACCACUGAUAAGAAACGUAGGGUAGUGGUGGUUGGAGACUCUCUGCUGAGGGGGACGGAGACACCCAUCUGUCGCCCUGACUGUUCAUCCCGGGAGGUAUGCUGCCUGCCAGGGGCCCGUAUCCGAGAUGUUACAGAGGCUUUGUCGAGGAUUAUCCGGCCUUCUGACUACUAUCCCAUGCUACUCAUCCAUGUGGGCACAAAUGAUACUGCGAGGUGUGACGCUGAGCAGAUCAAGAGUGACUACAGGGCUCUGGGAGUACGGGUUAAGGAGUUUGGAGCGCAGGUGGUAUUCUCUUCAAUUCUUCCUGUUGAAGGUAGGAGUCCAGGCAGAGACAGAUGCAUCGUGGAGGUGAAUGCCUGGCUGCGAAGAUGGUGUCGCCAGGAGGGCUUUGGCUUCCUCGACCACGGGAUGCUAUUUGAGGAAGGACUGCUAGGAACAGAUGGCGUUCACCUUUCGAAGAGGGGAAAGGCCUUAUUUGCGCACAGACUGGCUAACCUAGUAAGGAGGGCUUUAACCUAGGUUCAACAGGGACAGGUGAGCAAAGCCCACAGGUAAGUGGGGAACAAGACCUGGGAGAUGGGUUGGAAACAGGAGGGAGCACGGGCUAUAAUGGCAGAGAGGAAGGAGGGUCAGGGCAAAGCAGGGAGGCAAGAUCAAACCAGUAUCUUAGAUGCCUUUAUACAAAUGCAAGAAGUAUGGGUAAUAAGCAGGAAGAACUGGAAGUGCUAAUAAAUAAAUACAACUAUGACAUUAUUGGCAUUACUGAAACUUGGUGGGAUAAUACACACGGCUGGAAUGUUGGUGUGGAUGGGUAUAGUUUGCUCAGGAAGGACAGAUAGGGGAAAAAGGGAGGAGGUGUUGCCUUAUAUAUUAAAAAUGUACACACUUGGACUGAGGUGGAGAUGGACAUAGGAGACGGAAGAGUGGAGAGUCUCUGGGUUAGGCUAAAAGGGGUAAAAAACACAGGUGAUGUCGUGCUGGGAGUCUACUACAGGCCACCUAAUCAGGCGGAAGAGGUGGAUGAGGCUUUUUUCAAACAACUAACAAAAUCAUCCAAAGCCCAAGAUUUGGUGGUGAUGGGGGACUUCAACUAUCCAGAUAUAUGUUGGGAA